This is a messenger RNA of Tripterygium wilfordii, 1160 nucleotides long. RefSeq names its product B-box zinc finger protein 32. NCBI's taxonomy places the organism in Eukaryota, Viridiplantae, Streptophyta, Magnoliopsida, Celastrales, Celastraceae. The record is from RefSeq and is a predicted model, not a curated record. The coding region runs from base 149 to 928 and encodes 259 amino acids. The transcript has a single exon. Gene Ontology annotation, molecular function: zinc ion binding.
AAUGAAAGUGGCAUUGAUAGGAGUCCCUUUCAUAUCUCAUGGUUCCGCUUUCUUCUCUCUUUAUAUCUCUCCCUUUCUCUCUUCUUCAUUCUCUCAAUAAAACCCCGUCGUUCUCCGCUACUUUUCACUAUCUCUCUCAACCAAAAACAUGAAAGCUAGGGUUUGUGAGUUAUGCGGCCACCAAGCCACUAUCUAUUGCGCCUCCGAUUCCUCGUCCCUCUGUUCCACUUGCGAUUCCAACGUCCACCAGGCUAACUUCCUCGCUGCACGCCAUCUCCGCCGUCAUAUCUGCUCUCUCUGCGAUUCUCUCUCCGGAAUCCCCUUCUCCGGCCCCGCUUCACCGCAUCUCCGCAACGUCUGCGACUCAUGCUCUCUGAGAAAGGAGGUCGAGUCCGUUCCAUGCUCUCUGUCGCUGUCUUCUUCCUCGGCUUGCCUUUCGAGCACCAAAUCGUUCGCUGAGAAGAAAUGCCUCGAUGGUGCUGCAGCUAAGAUCGCCUCAUCAAGCAUAGUAACAGCUGAUUCCGGCGACGCAACAAAUAGGCCGACGAGGAGAGGAGAGAAAUCAAAACCGAGGACCGCGAUGGAGGCAAAGUCGGAGGAUAUUUUCGUAAAUUGGUUGAGAAAGUUGGGGCUUAAAUUGAAUGGCGGUCAGUCGGUGGUUUCAUCUGCGAGUCGUGCUUUCGAACUUUGUUUGGAUAGAUCACCGGUUAUGCCUCUGCGGUGGAGCUUAGCGGCGUCGUUUUGGUUGGGCGUGAGGUCGUGUGGAGACCGUUCGUUGGCCACGUGGCAGAAUCUGAGAAGACUCGAGAAGGUAUCAGGUGUACCAGCCAAGUUAAUCGUGGCCAUCGGAUCGAGACUCGUGCUUGAUCUAAGGGCCAGGAGUGCAGGGCCGCGGCUUGAUUUGGAAGAAGGUUGGGCCGAGUCGUGAGUUGUGGGGUGGCAGCAAGCCACGUGUGUGGAAAUGUUUGUAGUUAAAUAGAGUUCAAGGAUCUUACUAUGCAUUUGAUUAAUUUGGGUUAAACUGAAACAAAAUAUAAUUAGGGUUACCAGGAUUUUGGAAAGGGAAGAUUUGUUUUACGAUGGAUUGAAUUGAAUGUAUUUAUAACAUGAUCUAGUGCUGCUAAAGAAAAAAUGUUUGAGAUUCCAAAUUUUAACCCUCA